AUGUCCGACGACGAGGUUGACACUGAGCUCCUCGAGCUCCUGCGCCAACACCUUCAAGGCAAGGUGACAAUCGAGGAAGAGCCCGAGACUGGCGUCCUUGAGAGCGCCGAGUACGUCUACGACUCUUGCAUAGAUGUUGCUGUCGAUAUGCGCGCCUCAAAGAAGGCCGCCGAGACCAUAUACCAGCAGAUGCAGCAGAAGAGCUACUCAACUGCAACCUGGUCCGAGCAUGAACUCCAUCCCAAGGCCAAGGACGAGAGCACCGUCAACUUUAUCUUUACCAUGGAUCUGCUAAACUUUUCUUUCUGGUCUGAGCUACCUGAAGAUGAGAGGUUUGCAAUUGAGUAUCGCGGCAAGAGGUGGACUGGGUACUGGAGUCUGGUUGCAGCGCUACAAAGGGCUCUUGAUGAAGGUAUCCCCAUAACGGACCCUUUCUAUUGGCAAAACGAGGACGAGUGUACUCUUGAAUCUCUCAAGCACGUCUUUAGGUCGUGCACAGAAGAGGAGAUCCCCCUCCUUCAGGAGCGCCUGGACUGUCUUCGAGAGGCCGGUCAAGUUCUUGAUCAGAAUUAUGGUGGCUCCAUUCCAGAGCUCAUCUACGCUGCCGAUGGUUCCGCAGCACGUCUCGUCAAUCUUCUGGCCCAAGACUUUGACUGUUUCCGUGACGAGCACCGCUUCGAGGAUGGCAAGAUGAUUCGCCUCAUGAAACGGGCUCAGAUUCUCGUCGCCGAUCUAUGGGCCUGCUUCAACGGCGAGUCCUACGGCGAGUUCCGCGACAUUGACAAGAUCACUAUGUUUGCCGACUACCGCAUCCCUCAGAUCCUCAUGACGCUGGGCGCGCUGUAUUGCUGUCCUGCGAUUGCUGCCGCCAUCACGGAUAAGAAGAUGAUAGAGAGCGGGUGCUCCUGGGAGUUGCAAAUCCGGGCAUGCAGUAUCUGGUGUGUCGAGUUGAUUCGACGAGAGAUUCUACGCCAACACCCAGACGCCCACGUCAACGCCAUCCUGAUAGACUUUUUCCUCUAUGACAGCAUGAAGGAAUUAGAAGCUGCCGGCAAGGAACCUAUUCCCCAUCAUCGGACAAGGAGUAUAUGGUACUAG
Molecule: messenger RNA, 1098 nt
Organism: Fusarium falciforme
Lineage: Eukaryota; Fungi; Ascomycota; Sordariomycetes; Hypocreales; Nectriaceae
Product: Queuosine salvage protein
Exons: 4
Coding region: 1-1098 (365 amino acids)
Source: RefSeq, a predicted model, not a curated record